Molecule: messenger RNA, 1917 nt
Organism: Myotis davidii
Lineage: Eukaryota; Metazoa; Chordata; Mammalia; Chiroptera; Vespertilionidae
Gene: INSM2
Product: insulinoma-associated 2
Exons: 2
Coding region: 1-1203 (400 amino acids)
Biological process (GO): negative regulation of transcription by RNA polymerase II; regulation of cell cycle process; neuron differentiation
Cellular component (GO): nucleus; transcription repressor complex
Molecular function (GO): DNA-binding transcription repressor activity, RNA polymerase II-specific; RNA polymerase II cis-regulatory region sequence-specific DNA binding
Source: RefSeq, a predicted model, not a curated record
AUGCCGAGGGGCUUCCUGGUGAAGCGAACUAAACGGACAGGCGGCGCGUACCGAGUGCGCCCCUCGGCCACCCUGCACAGCCUGAAGCGUCCCGCCACCGGCGAACGCCGCGCCAAGGCGCCUCCGGGCUGCGUGUCUGGGCCUGCGGCCGCAGGAGUCAAGAAGCCAAAGGCCAUGAGGAAGUUGAGCUUCGCCGAUGAAGUGACCACAUCGCCGGUCCUAGGCCUGAAGAUCAAGGAGGAGGAGCCCGGAGCCCCGUCCCGGGGCCUGGGGGGCAGCCGCACGCCGCUGGGGGAGUUCAUCUGCCAGCUGUGCAAGGAACAGUACGCGGACCCCUUCGCGCUGGCGCAGCACCGCUGCUCCCGCAUCGUUCGCGUUGAGUACCGCUGCCCCGAGUGCGAUAAGGUCUUCAGCUGCCCGGCGAACCUCGCCUCCCAUCGCCGCUGGCACAAGCCGCGUCCCGCAGUGACAAACGCCGCCGCAGUCUCCUCGAUUGACGCGAAGCUUCCUCCUUCGUCCUCCCCGGAUUCCGGGGCUGUUGCUUCUUUUCUGGCGGAGGGGAAGGAGAACAGCCGGGCAGAGCAGACGGGAAAUCAGCACCUGCAGGCCAGGGACAGCUCCGGGGUGGAGCCGCGCCCAGAGGGCGCCCCAUCCCAGGGCCUCCAGGUGUUGUCCCACCUCGAGGCACCGCUGCCUCGGGUCCCCUACACGGAAGGGGUGCUGGGGCGUCGACUGCCUGGGCCGGGCAGUGCCAGUGGUGCCGGGGGACCCGAGAUCUUCGUGUGCCCCUAUUGCCACAAAAAGUUCCGUCGCCAAGCCUAUCUGCGCAAGCAUCUGGGCACUCACGAGGCGGGUUCGGCCCGCGCGCUUGCCCCAGGCUUUGGCUCCGAACGCGGGGUCCCACUGGCCUUCAGUUGCCCACUGUGCGGGGCGCACUUCCCGUCCGCAGACAUCAGGGACAAGCACCGGCUGUGGCACGCUGUCCGGGAGGAGCUGCUCCUGCCAGCUUUGGCUGGGGCAGCCCCGGAAGCUCCGAGCCCAGGAGGGGCAUCCGACGGGAGUGCUCAGCAGAUUUUCUCGUGCAAGCACUGCCCGUCCACCUUCUUUAGCUCCCCGGGGCUGACUCGGCACAUCAACAAGUGCCACCCCUCCGAGAGUCGGCAGGUGCUGCUGCUGCAGAUGCCAUUGCGGCCAGGCUGUUGAGGGCCCGGAGACCGGAGAGUUUGCGAGGAAACAGAUCAUGGGAAUUUCUGUAGGGCUCUCUUCAACUUGCAAGUUUACCUCAUGUCCUUCCUGUAUGUUCUCUCCUAAAAGUCUCAGUAGUCGAUGUUCUGACAUAGGAGCGGACAGCAAAAUGUAAAAUCCCUUUCCAGAGUAGGUUAUGUAUAUGGAUGGUUAUAAACAUUCGAGGCCAAGGACUGCCAGCUUUAAAUCCUUCUCUUUCCCCAUGAAAAUAGGAUCCCCCUCGCCUCCCAAACUCUGAAGGUCCUAAUGAAUCCCAUAUGACUUGUAAUUCCUAUGGAAAGUCGCAGUGAAUGCGUGCAUGUCUCAAUGUCUACAGUCAUUUUUUUUUCCCUCUUGUCAUCGCAGGCACCUAUUUAGUUUCUGUUUCAAUAGGGUCAGAUAUCUUGCAUUGUAUAUUCUGUGAAUUAAAAGUUGUGACUGGUGCCAAACUUUUGGGGUGGGAGGAGAUUCAAGACCUGUGUCUGUAGGUAGGAAAUAGGAGGAUAUUUUUUGCUUUGGGGGAUGUGGGGAUCUCCCUGUAAGCUUUCCUUUUCUCAGUAUUAGUCUACUUUUAAGUUAGUGUUUGGAGGUGGGGAGUGAGCUACUUGACAGGAAGCAGCUGACAUAGCCCCAAGAUUCUCACCUUUAGCUAUUUUGUGUGUAGUAGGCAGGAAGAGAUACUUUAAACCAGAA